Ectocarpus siliculosus is the source of this 4910-nucleotide messenger RNA. NCBI's taxonomy places the organism in Eukaryota, Phaeophyceae, Ectocarpales, Ectocarpaceae. The record is from the annotation of a GenBank genome assembly.
AUGUCGCCAUGCCCCCGCCGCAUCGUGCUCAACACCCUGGGAGCAGUCAUCGUCGUUUCCGUGUGUUUUUUCUGUAAGACGGUCGAGGACGCUGGCUUCAACAAGCUCCGCCCGAAGAAGCUGGCCUUGGCCACCCCUUCAAGCUCCGGCGCUGAUGCGGGUGGGGGAGGAGAUCGAGAGGGCAGCAGCAACAACAACAACGCCGAUGCCGCCGUCGACAACAUAGCGGCCGAUGCUGCCGUGGAGAGCUUAGCGCCGGACGGGGAGCAGCUGGUGUCGUUGAAGCCGGGUGACCACAUCGGACCCUAUCGCCUCCAGGAACACCUUGGUUACCUGGGCAGCCGGCCGGUACACGAAUACGACCCGGCCUUCCACCCCCACGCGGCCAAGCGUGUGGGGUUCUCACCUCGCGGCAUGCUCUCCCCUCCCCCCCGCCCCCCCGUCUGCCCCCCGACACGCCGGGGGGCGGCUUCGCGGCCGUCGAGUCGUCGGAACGGGGCUGAGGGGGGGGGUGAGGGGGGCGACGCGUUGGUAUUAAAGGGGGGGCCGGAGGAUAAUGCUGCUGAGGGGUCCUAUAGGCUCAAGAGGCGUUUUGAGGGUGGUAGCCACGGGGAGGUUUGGAGGGGGGUGCGGUUAGGCCCCGAUGGCAAGCCCUCCUUGGCGGACGGCUACGUUCUGAAGCGCAUGCUCCUGGAGAAGGGGCAGCACGUGCUGCAGGCCGGCAUAAGGGAGAUCUACUUCGGAGAACUCCUGCAGAGCCUGGGAGGGUCACCGCAGAUAGCAAGGGCCGGGGAGGAGGCGGCAGGGGCGGGGUGGGGGGUGGGGGGGCCAUGGGACGCGGGAGAAGCCGUACCGACGGAGAUGUGGCUGGUCUUCCGGGACGAAGGCACGUCCCUGCGGCACUACCUCUACACCGAGCGAGAGGCGGAGGGGUUCGUGCUCCACGGGCAGAGUUAUUUCUGGAGGGACAUGCGGCUUGACCCCGAGGGGCCCGAGGUGAUGAAGUCUAUCCUGCGGCAGACCUUGGAGGGCACCCGCUUCCUCCACGAGACGGGCGUCGUUCACAGGGACCUCAAGCCGUCCAACCUUAUUGUCUCCCUUCCACCGGUGGCGGCGGCGGCGGCGACGACGACAACGACGCGUCACGCGCCCCCCCCCGGCCCUAGGCCGGGAUCCGGCGACCCGACAGGGGACGGGAGGCGGACCGGCGGUAGUUUCGAGUCGGCAGACGUGGGUGGCGAGCACGAACAACGGUCCUCCUCCUCUACGUCGUCGUCUGCUAGGAGGACGCGGUUGUUGCUGAGGGUGGCGGACUUCUCGAGCGCGGUCGACGAGGGCGCCAUGCCGGCCGGGCUGUACGGGACCGAGGGCCCCGGUCAGUCGGAGGAGACGCUACAGUACGCUCCGCCGGAGGUGCUCUUUGACCCCGAGACGGCGUACUCUGCUCAGCGGCCGGAAUCGUACGACAUGUGGUCGAUCGGGGUGAUCCUCCUCGAGCUCAUCCUUGGCACACCAGAGGUGUUCACGGUGGACCAGCGCACCCGAGCGAUCCUGGACCGAGACCUGGCCUUCGAGGAUGACGAGGUCAGGGCCAAGGCUCUUUUUCUUGCGGUUAGGGGGGACAUGUGCAUCUACUCCGGACCCGGCAGCCACGACGGCGAAGGCAGCAGCUCACCCCUGGGGGACACAGCGGUAGUCAACGAGAGGUGUACGCUGGCCGACCUAGGGGGUGCGGUGCACACGCGAGAUGCGCUGGACAUUGGGUUUCCGGACCAGUGGGGGCUGGAUCUCCUGUGGCGUCUGCUGCGGUGGGACCCGAUGAGCCGCAUCUCUGCGUCCGACGCCCUGGAGCACGCCUACUUUGUCGGCCCUUACCGAAGCCGUCGGGACGGCACGUUGCACGCCACCCAGAGGAAUGCGAUGGAGUACGACGGGUGGUUCACGGGGUCCAAACGAAUCAACCCCACAGCAUUAGCCCCCCGGUCGCCGCCUUCCCCGUACGCCGCGGUCUGGGGAGCGGCGACACCGCCCGGCGGUGACGGUUUCGACGACAAGCGGCGGGGGGGGCUCGUCCCCUCUGCGGAGCCCCCACGAGCGGCGACGAGGGGGGAGGCGAACGGGUCGUUCACGUUGGACCAUCAGCACACGCUGAACCUGAGGUACACUUGUCCCAAGACCAUUGACCACGCGUCCUCGAGAGGACGGAGCAUUGUUCCCACAGGACCGAUCACCGAUGGCCAAUCGUUCCUUCCUACUUUGCCAAAGCUUCCGUUCCACCCUCACUCCGGGUGGUGUGACGUGCAGGGGCGACGGUCAAGGAUAAAGGACUACCAUUCCAUCCUGUUCCAGGAAGACUACAAGUUCUACGGCGUGUUCGACGGCCACUGCGGGACCCGCGCGGCAAAGUUCGCCUCCCGAGCCCUACACCUGAACCUCGAAGUCUUCCUCAACGCCCAAGAGGCAGCACAGCCGUCGUUACCACCGCAGCCACCGUCUCCCGACGACGACGCCCCCCCCGAAAAUAACGCCUCCAUAGAGCGCGCCGUUCGUAGGGCAUUCCGCAAGACUCAGGAGGAUUUUCUGGGCUUGGUUCACCCCGGCGGCGGGAGCGGGGCAACUCCUCGUCCCCCCCCCCCCUCCGAGGGGGCCCGCGAAACGGAAACGGGGGUACCUGCUGCGGCCGAGGGUGUGGCGGCGGCGGCGGCCGCGGCCGCGGUGUCGGAGGAUGACAGCGGUACGACGGCUACCGUUGCCCUUGUUUAUCCUGACGUCACUGUGGUCGCCCAUGUCGGGGAUUCGAGGGCGGUGCUGUGUUGCGACGACGCUGGCCGCGCCGUGGAGAUCACAGAAGACCACACGCCCUACAGCGCCAGCGAGCGCGCGCGCGUGGAGGCGAACGGGGGCUCCGUGGAGCACCGGGGGGUGCUGCGGGUCAACGGCGAGCUGGCGGUUACGAGGACGCUCGGAAACCGGCGGCUCAGCCGGGACGGCGUCCUCUCCUCCGAGCCCGACGUGGUGUUUGUGUCCCACGGUAACGGUAGCGACAACGACGACGACGCCGGCGGUGGCGGCGGUGGCGGCGGUAGCGGCGGUAGUGGCAGUGGCGGCAGCGGCAGCGGCAGCGGCGGCAAGAACACCGCCUUCUUGGUCCUGGCCUCCGACGGCCUGUGGGACGUGGUCUCGAGCCAGGAGGCAGUGGACAUGGUGAAGGAGGUCAUCCUCGGCUCCUCUCCGUCGCCGUUCCCCCCGUCCCACGCCCCCCAGGGAGCCUCCGCCGUUGUAGACGCCGCGGCGGGGGUGGGGGGCGGGGGGGCGCGGCCAGGGCCGGACGAAAAGCCGCGACGACGGGACGGCGGCGGGGGGGUGCCCCGCGGGUACGGGUCGUACGUGCCCGGGCAGACGUUCCAGGUGGCGGCUACGGCUCUCACCCACGAGGCUUAUGUCAGGGGCAGCACGGACAACAUCGGCGUCUGUGUGGUAGACCUUCGGCACCACUAAUAGAACGGCGUGUGGUUGGUCUUGGGCGCCACUAGCGUGUGGUUGGUCUUCGCGCCAGUAGUUGUUGACAUGGUAGUGAGUGGAUCCUUGAGGCGACUUCUCAUGCAAACUUCUUUUUGGCUGAAGGGACAGCUGACCAAAGACACGCGUGUCAACGCGUGGAUAAGAACAAUACUUGGUUUGUUAAUCUCACGAGAGAAAUCGUGCUGUGCGGUGGUUUAGAAGAAGGUUUUGUAGAGAGAGAAUGUCUUGCGUUUCGUUUUUUAUCUCGGCCCCGUCCGCGUGGCCGUGACGUGCUUCUUCGGCCCGUGGGUGGCUGUGUCUGUAAAUAUCUUCACCGGUGAUGGUUGCUGUUUUGGUGCUUGCGUGAUGGUGGGAAAGCCUAGUAUUUGUGUGUUGCGGCCAUGUUGUUGAUGUUGUUGUUGUUUCAUCUUCUUUGAGGGGGAUUAUUUCACCGCGUUAAGUCGUAUCUCUGACCCCGUUUUCGUGCGGCUUCGCCCUGCGUGCGAAGACCCUCAAUUUGUACAUUUUGGUUCGCAUGGCGUGAGGGUUACACCACGUUUCGCUCGCGAUGAAAACCCGCGGAAAUUCCGCGCGAAAUGCAUACAAGUAUGACGUUUCAAUCUCCACCGCGCAGUGUGUUUGGUAGGGGAUGAGAUGGGAGCAAAAAGAUAUGUUCGGUGCAAUAGCCACUCGUCUGUCUGCGCUGUGAAUCCUGAGGAGGGCGGUUGGAAGCGUGGAUUCAUGAUGUGUUUUGUGUCUGUUUUUGUAAGACAGCAACCCGAAACCACCUCCUGUCGCCACGCUCCGACCCUUGAAGAAAGGUCUCCAGUGUCCUAGACUAUAUCAUACAGUGUAUUGUUUUGUUUUGUGCCAGGAUGUUUGUGCACGCCAAGGUGUAGUCUAACCACGUGCGAUUUUUUUACUCUCUCUGCGGAAGUGCAAACGCGUGUAGUAUGCGUAAUAUGUGUCUGUGUCACACCGUUGUAGCUAGCUGUGCUCAAUACUACGUGGUAAGAUAGAGUCGUCCUAGCCUGCAACGGGACUGCAUUAUUGUCGCAGUUGCAACUUAUUUGUCUUUGUGCCUGGGUUGUGUUUUUAUUGCAUUGUUUUUACCGUACCUGCAGGGCACACACACGGAUACAGGAUAGGUUCAUGUUUCAUUUAAACGCUCGCCAGGCGAAUUACACCGUCAGAAAAACAUUAGCCUUAGGACUGACUUAGACCACUACUGGUUUGAUUUCGGCUGAUGAUUUCGAUUGCUAAAUGCUCAAGACUGCGAUUCUAAGAGUCUGAAUGCUCGUGAGGAAUAGGCGUUGUAGACUGCUGGUGUACGUGUUGCGUAGGGAUUAGGGUCCGUUUCUCCAUGAUAGAAACAAGAGUCGAAAAUUCAAUGUACGGUGGAACAACGG